Messenger RNA from Daldinia loculata, 1215 nucleotides. RefSeq lists its product as uncharacterized. Gene Ontology annotation, molecular function: protein binding. NCBI's taxonomy places the organism in Eukaryota, Fungi, Ascomycota, Sordariomycetes, Xylariales, Hypoxylaceae. The transcript has 2 exons. The coding region runs from base 1 to 1215 and encodes 404 amino acids. The record is from RefSeq and is a predicted model, not a curated record.
AUGGCUUUGGAAAAAGAACGUCCCGCCUUAUACAGGCUACCUACCGAGUUGGUCAUCUCAAUAUUCUCUUAUCUACCCAAUGUAAAAUCCAUUCAAAACCUUGGUCGGGCGUCCAAGAAAUUUCGAGAAAUCCUUCUGGCGCACGAGGGCGUGAUUACUCGUCACUUCGUGGCGGGUCAUACCAACGAUGACGACCCUGGCGUUACGAGACUAGCUUUUAUAGCAUGCAAAGCCCGCGAAUUCCUUUUCGGUUAUGGCGAUUUGGGGUAUCCUUUCGAUGGCGGUAUCGAAUUCCUUGAAAAAUACGUCGAACGGGGGGACUGGCCGAUUCAAUUUUACCGAUUGUCUGCCCUUACCUGGCUACCUAAACUGAGCAAGGGUAUCGAGUCAGUCUUGGACUGGGUUAUUACGGAAAUGGCACCCUUACCGCUCGAGUUGGAGGGCGGAGGUUUCACCUCUACCGAGAUGUCGCGCCAGCGGCGACUGUUAUACAUGCUUGAUUUUAUUUCCACAUUCCUCGAGAAAACAUAUGUGCCAAAAAGAAUGAAACCAAAAUUCGAUGCGCUAUUCAAGGCGCUUUGGGGCUCAUUUUCCCCUGCUGAGAUCUUUUUGGUGUACCAGCUAUUGGAGAGGUUAUACCAUUUUAACGCAGUUACAAGCGACUUGCAUGUAGUGUCGCCUGAAGUCGGACUUGUCAUGAGGUCCGUCCAUAAUCUGUGGUGUUACAAAAAAUGUUUCAAUACCUUCUUGACCAUGAAACGGUUCGAACUUUUGACUGGUGGAGAUCCCCCUUCUUGGGAACCAUUCGUCGACGACCCAAGCGCCUUCAUCAGGGGGGGGAUACCAUCGGGAAAAGAUGUGGAGGGGAGCUUGGAGGAGUAUUACUACUACAGCCCUCUGGAUUUCGAAUGGCUUGCUGUAAAGCACUUACUUGGGUCACGUCACUGGUUCUUUCUCAUAGGAGAUAAGGAUCGAUGUGAAUCGGUCAUAAAUCACGGGCGUAUUUGGUCUUGGGACAAAGAUACUUUCCCAUUGAUUCCAUGCAUGCAUGAUUCCACGAUACAAUGGCACCAAGAUCCAGCCCGGUUCGGGUUCCCAGGUACAGUGGACACGAUGCUGCCGCUCCGCGAGUUCUUCGGCCCCGGCCAAAAGCGUAAAAGAUGGUACCUAGAAGGAGGGACACGGCUAGCUCAUUACUCUCCGGAUUCACAUUAG